AACAUUGCCUCCCCCUCGUCUCCUCAGCAUGGCUUUUUGGCACUCCCCAGCGGGGGAUCGGUGCUGAAAGCCUUCAUUGUGUCGGGGAUUGAAUGGGGGAGUUUGCGUUUUGUCGAAGUCCGUCUGUUAUCAUCAACACAGCGCGGAUUAACUGGCGUGUCCGAGCCAUGCGCGUUAUCAUGCCGCAAACCUCCAGCGGUGCAUUUGUCGUGCGCGAUACAGAUAAACGCCGCUGCCGCUGAGAUGCUCAACAUCACCGAAAAUGAACGGAGGGCCCGACACACACAGAUCAACAAUGUAGGGAUGCUAUUGUCGAAGUCUCGCAUCUGAUACUGAGCUCUGCGGGUUUGCAUCGAUGGAGAGGUUGUCUAGUCGUCUUUAAAACAACCUGGACUGUCUUUUUGGUUGAAUUUCGCCUCUCGGUUAUAUUUCGGAUUGCAACUAUCAAAAGGAUUUGCCGUCGCUUGGCAUCACCACUCGAGUGCAGACAAAAAACAUGGGGAACGCAGAAAGUAUGGAUGGUCAGCUCACAGAUUUCAGGGCGAGGGGUAGCAAACCCCCAAAACUGCCCAUGCCGGACCCGGCUGAACUGGAGGAAAGAUUUGCAAUCGCAUUGAACUCCAUGAACCUUCCUCCGGAUAAAGUGAGGCUCCUUAGACAGUAUGACAAUGAAAAGAAAUGGGAGCUGAUCUGUGAUCAGGAACGGUUCCAAGUGAAGAAUCCUCCACAUACUUACAUUCAGAAGCUCAGAAGCUUUUUGGACCCUGCCGUCACUAGAAAGAAAUUUAGGAGGCGAGUUCAGGAGUCGACUCAAGUGCUAAGAGAACUUGAGAUAUCUCUUAGGACCAAUCACAUUGGCUGGGUGAGAGAGUUUCUCAAUGAGGAGAACAAAGGGCUUGAUGUUCUGGUGGAGUAUCUGUCCUUUGCCCAGUAUGCCGUCACCUUUGAUGGAGAUGUAACUGAGAGCACCACAGGUGAGAUUUCUGUGGAGACCCCGUGGAGCAGGUCUAUAGAAGAUCUCCAUGGCGACAGUAAUCUUCCCUCACCGGUCAGCGGCAGCAGCAUACCGCGAUCCACACGACACUCUAUGAGGUCUAAUACUUUGCCCAGUCGCAGAACUCUGAAAAAUUCCCGUUUGGUUUGUAAGAAGGAUGACGUUCAUGUCUGCAUCAUGUGUCUUAGAGCCAUUAUGAACUAUCAGUAUGGCUUUAACAUGGUCAUGUCCCAUCCCCACGCUGUCAAUGAAAUCGCUCUGAGCCUUAACAACAAAAAUCCCAGGACCAAAGCCCUGGUUUUGGAGCUGUUGGCCGCUGUGUGUCUGGUCAGAGGAGGACACGAGAUCAUCCUUGCUGCUUUUGACCAUUUUAAAGAGGUCUGCUCAGAAUCCCAAAGGUUUGAGAAAUUGAUGGAACACUUUAAAAACGAGGACAACAAUAUUGAUUUCAUGGUGGCUUGUAUGCAGUUUAUCAAUAUCGUGGUGCAUUCAGUAGAGGACAUGAACUUCAGAGUUCAUCUUCAGUAUGACUUCACCAAACUCGCCUUGGAUGACUAUUUAGAGAGGCUGAAACACACUGAGAGUGAUAAACUCAAAGUGCAGAUCCAGGCUUACUUGGAUAACCUGUUUGAUGUUGGGACACUUCUGGAGGAUGCAGAGACCAAAAAUGCUGCCCUGGAACGGGUAGAAGAACUGGAGGAGAAUCUCUCGCAUAUGAACGAUAAACUCUUGGAAACGGAGAAUGAGGCAAUGUCUAAAAUCGUGGAGCUUGAGAAGCAGUUGAUGCAGAAGAACAAAGAGCUGGAUGCCACACGGGCUGUGUACCGAGACGCCAGCUCUCAGGUUCACACGCUCCGGCGGAUAGUUCGAGAGAAAGACGAGGCCAUUCAAAAGCAGACCAAGCUUGAGAAGAAACUCCAUGAGCUGGAGCGCCGUGGCAGUCUCCAAAUCCAAGUGAGGGGUGAAGGAGACGGGGAAGGAGAUGUGUCUCCACUGCCUUCGCCUCCACAGCCCAUGGCUCUUUCUCCCUGCCCCGAUGCUCUGGCUGGAGCCUGUGCAGGUGCAGCAUACGCUUCUGGCAGCCCUUCUCAGACAAACACCCUUCGGCCAAUAGCAACGCCUCCCCCUCCGCCCCCUCCACCGCCACCAAUGACAGAUUCCUCUGUUCCUAAUGGACCUUCUGAAGCUCUCGCUCCUCCUGCGCCCCCUCCACCUCCCCCACCACCACCUCCUCCUCCCCCUCCUGGUCAAUCUUUUGAGAUGUCUACUCCGUUACCCCCACCUCCACCUCCUUGUGCUCCUCCCCUCCCAGGAUGUGGCACUCCCACUGUCAUAUUCAACUCGGGCUUGACAGAUGGACCAAUCAAACUCUUCUCUGUAAAGAUUAAAAAGCCAAUCAAAACCAAGUUCCGAAUGCCAGUGUUCAAUUGGGUGGCUCUGAAACCCAAUCAGAUCAAUGGAACUGUCUUCAAUGAAAUUGAUGACGAGAGGAUCCUGGAGGACCUGAAUGUGGAUGAGUUUGAGGAAAUGUUCAAGACCAAAGCCCAGGGUCCUGCCGUCGACAUGACAAUGCAAAAGCAGAAAGCUCCUCAGAAGGGUCCCAAUAAAGUGUCACUACUGGAGGCCAACAGGGCCAAAAACCUCGCCAUCACGCUCCGCAAGGCAGGAAAGAGUCCAGAGGAAAUCUGCAAAGCAAUCCAGACGUUCGACUUGCGAACAGUGCCGGUGGAUUUUGCGGAGUGUUUGAUGCGGUUCAUGCCUACCGAGAACGAAGUGAAAGCGCUCCGGCAGUACGAGCGAGAGCGGCGGCCGAUGGAUGGUCUCACCGAGGAGGACCGCUUCAUGAUGCUCUUCAGCAAAAUGGAGAGACUGCCACAGCGGAUGACCAUCAUGGCCUUCAUGGGCAACUUCAACGACAGCUUGCAGAUGCUAACGCCUCAACUUCAUGCUAUCAUAGCUGCAUCUGUAUCCAUCAAAUCAUCACAGAAAUUGAAAAAAAUCCUUGAGAUUAUUUUGGCGUUGGGGAACUACAUGAACAGCAGUAAAAGAGGAGCUGUGUAUGGCUUUAAGCUUCAGAGCUUGGAUCUGCUGUUGGAAACCAAGUCCACAGACAGAAAGCAGACACUUUUGCACUACAUAGCCAAUGUGGUCAAGGAGAAAUAUCCCAUUGUGAGCAUUUUCUACAAUGAGCUACACUACAUUGAGAAAGCUGCUGCAGUCUCUCUGGACAAUGUCCUACUGGAUGUGAAGGAGCUACAGAGGGGAAUGGAUCUCACCAAAAGAGAGUACAGCAUGCAUGGUCACAACUCUCUGCUCAAAGACUUCAUCCAUCAUAAUGAGGCCAGGCUAAAGAAACUUCUAGAGGAUGCUCGGAUUGCACAGGACGCCUUUGACGAAGUAGUCAAGUUUUUCGGGGAGAGCGCCAAGACCAUGCCACCCUCGGUAUUCUUCCCUGUGUUCGUUCGCUUCAUCAAGGCCUAUAGGCAAGCGGAUGAGGAGAACGAGCAGAAGAAGAGACAGGAGCAGCUCAUGAUGGAGAAACUUUUGGAACAGGAGGCCAUGAUGGAGGAGCAGGAAAAUCAACAGUCACCGUCUCACAAGGGCAAGCGGCAACAGCAGGAGCUGAUAACCGAGCUACGAAAGAGGCAGGGCAAAGACAGCCGCCUCGUCUACGAAGGCAAAGAUGGAGCCAUCGAGGACAUCAUCACGGUGCUGAAGACCGUCCCCUUUACCGCGCGGUCAGCCAAACGUGGCUCGCGGUUCUUCUGUGACCCCGCCCUCUCCGAGGACUUCCAUUAUUAAACUAAAUUCUCCCCCCUCAGAAAGACCUGCGCAGUCAACCCUUUCGACGGGCCGACGCUUUGAGGAGAAGUGCGAGAAGGAACUUCGAGGGCCAGCACCUUCAGCUGCUCAACGUGGAGAUCACCACCUGUUAAGCAAGCUCGAUCAGCUUUUGAGGCCAAUACAAAGAAAAGAUAAAAAAAUAAGCACAACACCUUCAUUUUAUCUUUAUUAGUGAAGGAUGGAUAAUGUUUUGUUGAGAGGCAUUCAACAUUUCUGCUGAAGUGUUUUUUAGGAUAACCAACGUCAAGUGAAGGUGGAUGUGGCGAUAUAAUCUUUUUUUUUGUUGCUUUCUGUUCAGUUUAAGAGAUUAGAUCGUAUUAUAAAUACAGUCUAGAGCAGAAAUGGUGAAUGGACCUGUUGAAUAGGCCUGGUAUUUACCAACAACAUACAAUUUGAAACAGCAGUUGUGUAGUACAAACUCCAAGCUGAGCAGCAUUUUCUGAAGGACUAACAAGAUGCACUUUUUUCUUUUUUAAAUAUUGAACUUGGGUGAUUUUAAAACUGAACUUUGUCUUUUAAAAAAAAUGUGGAUAUGAACGAGAGGAAGGUUCGAACGUGAGCUGGACUUGAUACUAUUAUCUCCUCUUUGUUGACUGAAACAUCCCAUGAAAUGUUGCGAUUAAAAUGUUUACUAAUAGGUGUUCACAACCAAUGUGACAUUGUAUGUACAGUACAUCUCAUUUUAAACUCAGAUUUUCUCUCCCGCUGGUUUUAUCUCAUGUGACAUUUGUGAGCUGUGGAAAAAGAGUUUGCCGUUUUUUUAAAACGAAGACAUUUCAUUGGACAAAAAAGUGUUUUUUUUAAAUGUACAGAUAUUUUGCUACAAAAUUGAGCCUCUUAUUUUUUACAUUGUUCAUCCAUCGUGGUGCUGUACAUAUUGUUGAAACAAACCGACAUCUUCUGCAAUAUCACUGAAUUGUUAUUAACUUUUAUGUUGUUUAGUAUGACAGUAUUAUUUAAUUUGAUGGUGAAGACAACUUAAUCUGUGACCUGAAUUGCUCUCAUCACUGUUGUUGCAUAUGGUAAAUGUCUGUGGUUGCACGUAACACUUGAAAGCUUGAACAGACACUAGUGGCACAUAUAACUUUUUUUGUACUUCGAUCUCUUAAAACUGGAAUCAAUGGUUGUGUGCAAAUAAACUGACACCAGCACCGUUAAAA
This is a messenger RNA of Misgurnus anguillicaudatus (oriental weatherfish), 4998 nucleotides long. RefSeq names its product formin-like 2b (gene fmnl2b). Gene Ontology annotation, molecular function: actin filament binding; small GTPase binding. NCBI's taxonomy places the organism in Eukaryota, Metazoa, Chordata, Actinopteri, Cypriniformes, Cobitidae. Gene Ontology annotation, cellular component: cytosol. The record is from RefSeq and is a predicted model, not a curated record. Gene Ontology annotation, biological process: cell migration; cortical actin cytoskeleton organization; regulation of cell shape.